Mycetomoellerius zeteki is the source of this 871-nucleotide messenger RNA. Its product is annotated as transmembrane protein 234 homolog. Lineage: Eukaryota; Metazoa; Arthropoda; Insecta; Hymenoptera; Formicidae. Bases 332 to 865 code for a protein of 177 amino acids. The transcript has 4 exons. The record is from RefSeq and is a predicted model, not a curated record.
GCAGCAAUCAACUAACAAGGCGUUUGUUUACUGUAAAUAUCGCCUCAUUGAUUGGUUGCUACUCCGCUGCUUGACGCUUGCUGCGUCCAGUGUGAAUAUGCGUUUCGAUCAAUUUCGCUCGAGUUCGUGCGAAUUCGUGCCUUGUCAGUCUUACAUCAUGGCCAUCAUUGUUUAUAAUUUAUUUAGUAUGUCGGACGUGGCACCUAUAAUGUGAUCGGCGUUUUAACUUUCAAUGACGUCGGUGACUGAUGGCACUAUCAAAUUUGAGAAAAAUCUGAAACUCGUAAAAUGACGUGAUUUAAUGUAAUUACUUGUAAAUAUAAUAUAAAAUAUGGAUUUAAUGGCAAAAAUUUUACUCUGUUGUAGAUACGCAAAUCCGGCAUUCAACGUAUUAAUUAAUUCUCAUGACGCGAUUUGCAGUGUAUUGUUUGAUGCGUGCAACGUUCCGACGAAAAUGGCAGUUACUAUUGAUACUGUGAUAUAUCUGUGUUUCGUGGCGAUUCUUUGGGGAGUAACCAAUCCAUUUAUAAAAAAAGGUGCACAAGGUUUGGAGAAUAUCAAUGCCAAGUCAGUUUAUGGACAAUUUUUUAAGGAGCAGUUAUUUCUCAUCACUAAUCUGAAGUACAUUGUGCCGUUUCUCCUUAAUCAAUGCGGUUCGGUACUGUACUUCCUGACUCUGCAGAGUAGCGACCUAUCCCUAGCUGUACCAGUUUCAAAUUCUCUUACCUUUGUAUUUACUGCGGUCACAGGCUGGUUCCUGGGCGAGGAAAAAGUACAUAGAAAUACAUAUCUGGGAAUGAUACUUGUGCUGUGUGGAACCAUGUUAUGUUGUUGGGACAAACUGAAUAAAACCGUGGAAUUAUGACUUGCA